Messenger RNA from Acanthaster planci (crown-of-thorns starfish), 2348 nucleotides. RefSeq names its product V-type proton ATPase subunit e 1-like. Gene Ontology annotation, biological process: proton transmembrane transport. Gene Ontology annotation, molecular function: proton-transporting ATPase activity, rotational mechanism. NCBI's taxonomy places the organism in Eukaryota, Metazoa, Echinodermata, Asteroidea, Valvatida, Acanthasteridae. Gene Ontology annotation, cellular component: proton-transporting V-type ATPase, V0 domain. The record is from RefSeq and is a predicted model, not a curated record.
AUACAAUGUGCAUAAUCAGAUGACCUCAUCGGUGUCGUUUUGUGCCGAAACUUGACGAAUGUUACUUUCUUGAGAAGCCCCGGCGUGAAUACGACGUGUUUUUAAGCAUGGCGGCUGCUUGGAUUACGGCUGUUAUUGUGACGGUAAUAUGGGCUUUUGUAGGCAUUGUUCUUCCGCUCGUUGUUCCACGGAAAAGACCAGAUAGAGGAAUCAUUCAGUUGAUGUUAGCACUUACUGCUGUCUGCUGUUAUUUGUUUUGGCUGUGCACGUUCCUGAUGCAACUCAACCCUCUGUUUGGACCCCAGUUGAAGUCAGAAAUCAUCAAAGCCCUCUACUGGGAGUGGGACGAUGCUGAAAUUCCUGAAUGAGAAUGCCAUCGUAAAGCCCCCUCACAACACAGGUCCUUCCAUUGUCAACAUUGAACCACCAUGAAAUGAUACACCCUUAGCCAUACAUUGAGAGAGUCAAGACCAGUCAGCCAUGGUUUGUCCAUCUGGAGUUUUCGUGCGUCUUUUCAUCUUUGCAGGGACUGAGAUAUUUUUCAAUGCAGAGUGUGGGAUGCAUCUUGUCACUACUCUGUGUAGACCUGAUUGAGCUUUGUAAUUUCUUACCCCAGCAGCAUAUCCAGUUGGUUCAAAGGCAGCGAUGUUUCCCUCAAAAUGGUGUAAAAAAAUUGCUCGGGGGGGGGGGUUGACAUACAAAUUAAAUAGAUUUUGGAAAUUUUGAUAUUGGCCAAUCAAAGAAUUUAGCCUUACCCCUCAGAAAGGCUACAAAAAGUUACAUAAAGAGUCCCCAAAGUUGUUACCACCUUCCCCCCAAAAAGGUUGGUUCUGUAUCUGUUAUUGUUCAAACCAGGGUCAGUUCCACAAUAGGAGAAGGGGGACCAGAUCUAAUACAAAUCUAAUACAAUCAUUCAAUCAUUGUUAAGCAGCGUUCGCGCCGUUCAGUAAAGCAUGAAACUUUGGUUGCCAUUGGGAUUUUCCAUUCAAGUCAGAUUUACAUCGUGAUGGCAGUAAUUUCCACCUCAUUCCUCCCUUGUGUAUUAAAGUUAACGAUCUCAUUAAUCCUUUCAUGUUAUCCAAGAUAUCACUACUAUAAACCCAAGAUAUUAUAAACAAGCAUGGCCCAUACUGAGGUUAUUUCUGACAAUUCCUUAUAUUGUGAAGAGAACUGUUGAAAUCAUUUUCAUUUGAACCAUUCAGUCAGUGGAAGUGUAAUAAAAUUACCUCAGUUUUGGUCAGAAGAAGGUAAUCUCGUAAAGUUCCAGGCAUUGUGGGAAACAAAUUAUUAUUUAUGAACAUUGUUUGUCAUUUUGGCCAAUUUAUAAUCUAUUAUUGAAUGUUGAAAUUAAAAUUUGUUGUACGUUCCAACUUAGGGGUGUGAAAGGAAGUUAUAUACUUGUACAUGUAUCUAGCUGUUUAAACUUUUAAGAAGGCACGGUCGUUGAUUUUUGUGUGUGUGAGAGAAAAACUCCACCUGUUUAUUUUUGUCGACUGGCUGUGUCAUGAUGGGACAGGCUUUGUAGAAAGGUCACUGUUCCAGAAAUGUAAUUGAACCGAAAUCUGAAGCACGUGUUCAAUAAUCCUUUACACGCCGUCGCAUCUCCUACAGUCCUCCCUGUUCAGUCUGCCAUCUUUGAUGUCUGCAAAUCAUGUCCAGAUUUGGCGCCUUGUGGCUCGACUUUUCUGUUCUUGCCAUAAGCAAGCCUCACUAGUUAGCCAUAGCCGAAAGACACCAGUGCCCAUUGAAACCGAUCAAAAAAAAAAAAAAGAAGGUGUAUGGAAAUUGCAUGACGUCGGUGCAAACGAGUUUUCUGGACCAGGUCACUGGCCCUAUCUCUUUAGAUAGGCCAGAUGCCCCUUGUUUCUCAUUCUUUUUGUGAGGCAAUAGUGUCGGUAAAAUCAGGUGGUAAAUAGGUUGGAAAAGUGAAUCAGUUGACCUAUGUGUGUAAAAGUCACAAAUACUGUAGUUUAUAGAAGUCAAAUUGGAAAUGGAAGAAAUUGUAUUGUGCAUCUUGUAAUUUAUGCUCCUUUUUUUAAAAGUUUGAAUAAAUUGAACGCAUUCCAAUCUGGCAACUCUUGAGUUUUAGUGGGAGAACAACCCUACAAUUCAAGAUGGCUGCCAUAGACAGUACAUAAUUAAUUCAUCUCGGUUCUUCGUAGCCCUGAUUGGAAAACAAUUUUAUGGUUGCGUUUUUUAUCUUCAUGAUUUUUCCAGUACAAUUGAAGGUUUAUGCACUGAUUGACGUGGGUCCUGUGUAAUUGUAACCCCCCCUUGUAUGAUAAUGUUGAUAUUGAGCGUUACAUGUAGCAUAAAUAAAUGGAAAAAUGUUUCUUGAGGAAAUUGUA